Molecule: messenger RNA, 1902 nt
Organism: Neurospora crassa OR74A
Lineage: Eukaryota; Fungi; Ascomycota; Sordariomycetes; Sordariales; Sordariaceae
Exons: 3
Coding region: 394-1761 (455 amino acids)
Source: RefSeq, a predicted model, not a curated record
GGACAGUUGGGGAACCCAACAGGCCUGACAGGCCAGCAAGUUCGAUAAAAUGAAGUGAUGAGCAAAUCAUGAGAAAAGGGCAAGCAAUCUUGCUUGCUGAGGAGAAAUGUCGUGAUAGGUUGCUCCGAGAGUCUGGACUUCCAGCUUUUCUUCUUCGGCCGUCAACCAAAACUUGAGACAUGCCCACCACGUUUCUUGUCUCAGUUCGGCACGCAGUGAUCGUUCGCUGCUAGACUAGUCACUCCACCAGUUCUUUUUUCUUUCUUUCUUUCUUUCUUCUUCUUCUUCCCAUACCCAUCCAACUCUCGAACGGGGGAAACGGCAUAUCACUUGCAUGCAGUGACGGCAACCAAACGACUUCGACAAUGAUUCGAUAAACGACCAGUUGGCAUCAUGGAACAUCGCCAACUAGAAGUAGUCGUCGCCGUUUGGUCCAUGACCCUUCUCUCACUCUCCUUCAUGUUCCUACGCCUUUACACCCGCCUCCACAUCGUCAAGUUCAUCGGUACCGAAGACUACGUCUACGUCCUGACCGGCCUCUUCCUUCUUCUCUUCGCCACCUUCCUUCAUGUCUCGGUACACUUUGGCAUGGGCGCCAGUCUGUGGUCGCUGUCGCUUGAGAACACGUCGAGAUCCAUCUUUUGGAGCUAUGUCGCCAAUACCUUUGCGAUAACCGGCAACGCCAUGGCCAAGUUGUCCAUGGGAUUCUUCUUGUUGAGAGUGGUGCAAUUAAGGGGACAGAAGAUGGCGCUGUGGGCGCUGAUCGUGGUAACGGCAGGGACGUCCUUUGCGCUGGUGGUCAUGCUAUGGAAUCAGACGACACCGAGAAAAGCCAGCUGGGAUCCAUUGAGAACUCCAGGGAAAUGGCACAUCAAGAUUCAGCCCAUGAGUGUUGGGUUGGGAGUGUGGUCCAGUGUCUGUGAUUUCAUCUUUGCCAUUUUCCCGUGGCUCUUCAUCUGGUCUUUGAGGAUGCCACGACGGGAGAAGAUGAUGUUGGCAAGUGGAAUGAGCCUCGGUGUAAUAGCUGGUGCUUGCGGCAUCACUAGAACCGUUGUGUUGUCACAUCUCAACAUCUGGGAUUACACUUACAACUUUGCCCCGUACUUCAUCUGGGCCGGUGCCGAGAUAGCAGUAGCCAUGGUGUGCCUGGGCAUACCGACCCUGCGUCCAUUAUAUCUCCGACGCCGUGGAAUGACAGAAGACCAUGAUUACCAUCCACCCAACCAAAACAACCUGGAAAUGCCGGAAUUCACAAUAGUUGAGCAACACAAACAAGAACAACAACAAAAGUCAUCAGGAGACCACAAAACACCCACAGCUGGAGCAAGCAGCAAAGUUGAACGCAGUCCGAGCCCCCCACCGCCAGCAUACGUCCGCGACUCGGCCUCAUCACACACUAUUGUCGACAUGGAGUCCCUACGGGAUAUCGACACAUUCCAAACACCACUAAGCCCAGCCAGCAUGCAAAGAAAGAACAGGAGGAGGAGGGGGAACGACAGCGUAGACGACAUACUGGGGUUAUACAACGCAGAGCGAAGCCGAAGUCGAGGGACGACGGCUCAUAGCCAAGGGAGCAGGAGUACCAUGUCGGCACACGAAAGCGCAUCCACCACCCAUAUAACAGCUUUGAAGUCACUGACUUCGACGACAAUCGUCUCGACAGAGUGUAAUGCAGCCAAGACAGCGGGAGCGAUCAUGGUGAAGAACGAGAUUUGGAUUGGAGUGGAAAGAGACGAGGAGAACUGGCCUCUGCGGUGUUGAGACUUUCUCUUUUCUCUUUCUUUGUCAAAGAUAAACUUUGAGUAUUCUGUUCACACAGACAUUAGUAAUUGGAUGCUAGACAUCAAUCCUGAGCAGUGAACAAGCCUGGAUACAUACCCAGAAUACCUUGGCUCACUUGUG